AUGCUUCUCCCCACGUCAUACGAAUUCGGUCCUCUGGACGAGGUCAUCCCCCCACUUUACCAUGCAAUCAUCUAUGGAUUUCCUUGCGAGGAGUCCCAGAGGGACCGCGCGCUGGAAGUUCUCCAGGGUGGCUUCUCCAGAUUGCUCAAAUCUCGGCCCUACAUGGGCGGUGAUAUUGUCCGUGACGAUAGCCCAGAUGUACGUCCAGGCUCACUGAAACUCGUUGUUCCAGACCCCCCUGCAGACUUGCAGCUCGCUGUGGUAGAUCUUUCAUCUCCUGAAAGUGGGUGGAAGCACAGCUAUGACGAAGUUCGAGAAGCAGGCAUGCCUCUGUCUUGGCUUGACCCAGCACUUGUCGCGCCGUACACCACAGGGAUUGCUUCCACGACAAAGGUGCUUAUGGGCCAAGUCAAUUGGAUUCCAGGCGGGUGUUUAUUCACCAUGUAUAUUGCGCACGCGCUUACGGAUGCAUGGGGCGGCGCUAUGGUAGUCCAAUAUUGGGCUCAAGAAUGCCGAGAAUUUCAGGGCAUCUCGACGCCCUCUCCACUGGAUGCUCUCCCAGAAUCCAAUGGUCGUCAUCCGGCACUCCAUGAGAUUCCUUCUUCUCCUGAAACCUUUGACCGUUUGAAGGGAAGACCUGAGCUCUGGAAGCUACUUGGGCUGCACUGGGAGGAGAAUCUCACUGUCGCCAAGGAUGCUGUCAGUCUGCCUACUACCAUUCCUGCAGCGGCUGUGGCCAUACCGGGAAUGCGGACAUGUAUCUUCUCUUUUACACCAGAGGCCUGCUCUCGUCUGAAAGCUGAUGCUAAGCCGUCAAGCAAAGACGGUUGGAUUUCUACUCAAGAUGCACUUGUGGCACUCAUCUGGAGAAGUGUCAUGCGUGCCCGACUCUCCGAGGCGGCAAAGCCCGGCACCGCCACGAAUGGGGUGUCUAAUGGUACCGCUUCAGCGACCCGGCAGAACUCUAUCGUCUCGGUUGCCAUUGAAGGUCGCUCCCUAUGCAAGCCAAAAGUACCAUAUUCAAUAAUCAACAACGUGGUAUACUGCUGCAUGACCGAGAUGCCAGUUACAACCAUACUGGAUCCAGAUCCCUCAAAGAACACCCUAUCAAAUCUUGCUUUAGCAGUCCGCAGCAACAUUGAAGCCUUCAAAUCAGACCCCGUCCUUGUCAACGACACCAAUCAACUGGCCGCAUCGAUUCCUGAUGUUGGAAAGUUGUCCAUCGCAUUCAAAGACUUCCUUGGCUACGAUCUGAUCACUACGAGCUGGAUUGAUGCACCGUUCUACCAAGGAGUUGACUUCGGGCCUCCUCUUGGAAAGCCGGACUUCAUGCGUCUGCCAAAGGGCCAGUUUAGCGGGAUUUGCAGUUUACAGCCAAGAAAGGCGAAUGGGGACAUUGAGGCAUUUAUUAGCCUUAAUGAAGAAGAGAUGGAGAGAUUCUUCAAGGACGAGGAGUUCAAGAAGUAUGCUGACUUUGUGUGCGUGUAA
Molecule: messenger RNA, 1488 nt
Organism: Fusarium redolens
Lineage: Eukaryota; Fungi; Ascomycota; Sordariomycetes; Hypocreales; Nectriaceae
Product: transferase family-domain-containing protein
Exons: 1
Coding region: 1-1488 (495 amino acids)
Source: RefSeq, a predicted model, not a curated record